Bacillus rossius redtenbacheri is the source of this 6073-nucleotide messenger RNA. RefSeq lists its product as uncharacterized. The record is from RefSeq and is a predicted model, not a curated record. Bases 652 to 1635 code for a protein of 327 amino acids. Gene Ontology annotation, biological process: regulation of transcription by RNA polymerase II. Gene Ontology annotation, cellular component: transcription regulator complex; nucleus. NCBI's taxonomy places the organism in Eukaryota, Metazoa, Arthropoda, Insecta, Phasmatodea, Bacillidae. The transcript is spliced from 2 exons. Gene Ontology annotation, molecular function: DNA binding.
UCGUUUACAUUUCCGUAAACAUUCCUCCGGCGCACUUUCAACCACCGCUCACCCUUCUGGAGCGAUUGCCUGCUUUCAAGGAGUGCUCUCUGAAAGUGCUGAGGACCUGACCCCCUUGACACGCCUCCGCUCUAGUUUAUUUCUUAGUGUGGCCUUAGUCAGGCUAGUGUCUGUGUUAAGAGGGAUGGCAAUUGCGACUUUCGCUGGUGCUUCUAAAGCGCGGUGUCGGCUCGAAGCGCAACGAUUUGCGUGCGUAAAACAACUGUGAAAUUUGUGCAGUAACCGUUUAAUUAGAUGGAGAAAUGAAGAUAAAGGUGUAAUGCAGUGCCCGUUGGGUUCUCUGAAGAAUCUGUAACUGGCGUCAGUCUGUAACAGACUGUCGUUUCAUUGACGUUUUGGACAGGGGGUGGCGACGUCUGCACGUUCAGAUGGUAAGGCCCUCCUCACACGGGGAUACUGAAGUUGCUUAGAUACCGCGAGACUCGGCGACCGAGCGACUCGUCAUGUAGAUAGGCAUGGCGUCACUCAGACGGCGAUACUGGAGUGGCGGAGACUGGAAGUCGUAAGCAACGUAAAUCCCGGCGACUCAGCAUGCUGGUCUCCACGCUACUCCAGUAGCCUACGCGGCGCGAUACUGUAUUGUAGCGAACAAUGGGCGAGCAGGCGUUUAAUAUCAAAUUUGUAAACGAAGUUGAGAAACACCCAGAACUCUAUAACUACAAGUUGAAAGGGUAUUCAAAAAAGGAUGUGACUGACAAAGCAUGGAAUGAUGUCGCAAAAGAAGUGCAACUCACAGUUAACGAAUGCAAAGAAAAAUGGAAAAAUCUCCGUUCAGUUUUUGUCCGUCACAUAAAGCCACCUCCAAGUGGUUCAAGUUCCAAAAAUAAGAAACCAUAUUAUCUAUCGGAGGCAAUGAAAUUUACCCUACCAUUCAUAAAAACGCUUGGUACACCAUCGGGGAAUUUGCCAGAAGUCAUCAAUGAACAAAACCUGGAACACAGUUCAUCUGACCCAACACAAAAUACGGAAGACGUUGCGGCUGAAGAGGAGGAAUAUAUCUCAGAUAACGCAAUACUAACUACAACACCACAACUUUCCCUUCCUUCACCUAUGCUGCCAAAUACUGACUUCUCGCAAGAACAUGCUCAUCAUUCCCAACAAAUGACUCAUGAUCCCUUUUCCAACCCAAAAGAUAAUUUAUCAAAGCGUAAAAAGCAAACAGUGACGGAAGUGGACAAGUCCUUUAUGGAAUACAUGAAUGCAAAGAAAAGGAAACUUGAAUCGAAUUCAAACGAUGAUAGGCAAGUAAAAAAGUCGUUUCUUCUAAGCCUUUUACCAGAAAUCGAACCUUUGACAGAUGCACAAAUGAAAUCAUUCCGACGUAGGGUUCUGCAGCUUAUUGAUGACAUCACGAAUCCAAAAGACAUGCACCAACACGUACCAGCUUACCAACAGACCCCAACUUACUCCUACAGUGUUUCCACGCAUUCAUCGUUGGCUACAGAUAAUGCUUCAAUUUGUUCGUCGCCUGGAAAUCAAACUAUUCCACAGAAAGUACAAGAUACUGAAACGCAACAGUAUUUUGAAGUCAUCCAAGAGACUUUACAAUAUGAGCAGGAACAUAAUGUGAUGUGAUGUUUUGUUGGGUGUGUAAACAUAUAACUUUGGUGUACGUGUUUUUAUCUCUAUUAUGUUGUUUAUUUUUGUGUUUACAGUCAUGAUUUGAAUGUUUGUGUAAUGGGUAUUCUUUAAAUAGUUUAUAUAUAUACAUUUUUUCUUUUGCAGUACAUUAUUUGAAUGUGUAUUUCUUAGGUAUAUUUGAAUUAAACAUUGGAAUGAAUUUAUGCAUAAGAUAUGUUUAUACUUUCACCUUUCAGUUGACUGGAAUACUUGGGUAUAAAUAACUUUAGAUUAUUUAACCUGUUAACGUUAAAGUGCACAUUCUUAAGAUCCAUACAACAGCCAUUUUCCACAGAUAAAAUAAGUAAUUGCGGCCUCAAGUUAAAAUGCAUACAUUGUUUUUAUUCGCCAAGCAUCAGUAUAUACGUUAAAAUACUUGGAAAGAAAUAGAUUUGUGUUGAAGGGAAACAUUUAGAAGUGCCUUAACAAAAAUUCGUAAUAAUUUGUAUUUCUUAACUUACUUACCUCAAAGUUAUCAGCAAUCGUUCACCGGGGCUCACGCAUUCCCUCAUAGUGGUAUCCCUAUAAUACAUCGCAGGUGUAACAAUUUCCGUUAACAUUUGGUAAGUCUCCUUCGUCAUUCUGUAGAAAGCGAUGAAUUUUGAGUCUGUCUCUUGCAAUUCUUUGGCCGCGACAAAUAAUCUACAAUUAAUGUUCCUUUCUAUAUAUGGAUGAACCCACAAUCUUUUCCUACUUCGUUUUCUAUAAUGUUGAUAAUAUUGGAUAACAAUAUCACUAUCGUCACUGCUGUUAUCACUGGGCAUUACAUACAAUAUAUAGGCACUUCACGGUUCCACAAGAUACUCGGGCUGUACUCACGAUGCAUUUUUUCCUCCCAGUCUCUGAUAUUUUAGUAGCGUCGUGUGAAGAUAACGGGCGACUAGAGUCACCCAGUCACACAGUUGCCUAGUCUCCAGGCUACCAGCGAUCGUUUUGUAGGCAACUUCAGUAUCCCCGUGUGAGGAGGGCCUAAGGGUGUGAAGCAGCCUUUUUUUCCCUUCCGCUAAUUGUUGCGCCAUAUUGGUUAGACGUCCCAAAACAUUGACUGUUGAAGUGUAGUGUUUGCGUUGUGGGAAAGUUUUGAAUUACUUUUUUUUUUUAAUUUAAGUGUUUCUAACGACGAAUUUUCCAAAUAAUACUUCAUUAGAAGUUUAACCAAGCACUGUUUCCCCAAUGUUUUAGGCAGAAUAAUAAUGACGACGGCGAAGUUUUAAAAGUGACUUCCACUACGUCACAGCAUGCCUAUCUCCUGACAGUUCCCAACCCCGUGGGUUCAGAGCACCGGCGGGCAUCUCCCAAUCUUAUCCUCGCCACGAACUUGGCGGCACUUCCUGUUCCUGGGGAUCUGGGGGGUGAGGGGAGUGGGAGGAUGCACGGAGCCCCGGUAUCUCGAGUGUUUGAACACGUGAAGUGCGGCCCUCGACGGGACGCUGUGUCGUGAGCAAACACGCUCGUGCGCUCGUGGAAACACGUGUCGUCCUCCGGGCGCACGUCGUGGUGGCCGCGAGCCUUGCGUCGAGUGUCGCUGCUAUCGAUUUAUCGAUUUAUCACAGGAGCAGCACGAUUAAAAAAACUGUAAUUAUUUCACAGUUCACUCUUCAAGAGGGGUUUAAGGUGUUCUGUAGUUUGUUUUUCGAAGCUCGUGCUCGCGUAUAAAAUUUUAUUUUUACUGUUGUUGGUCACUAAGCAGGAGAGAUAGGAAUUUAAAGACGCCAUCUUUGUUUCUAAAGAUUUUAGGACAUCACAAUCUUCUAUCGUGUGUUUUUCAAAAAUUUUCCUUCGUUAAAACAAAGUAUAUAAUCUAAUGGAUUUUCAGAAAUUAGUAGUGCCUGGCUAGUGUAUUUACCCUGCGAAGUCACUGUCGUUUAGUAUUGAAUUUUAUUUUGAGAAUGACAACUGUAAUAAUACUUUUCAUAAUAAACAAAUAGUGUGGGCUGCCUUAACGAAGGAAAAUUUUCAACAUCAAACUAUAAAAAUAUUGAUCAUAAAAAACUAUUUUUACAACUUCGCCGUCUUUUGGGUCCAGUCAUUCCCCCUAAAACUCCUACUGUAAAGAUAAUUUCUUAAAUGACAAGUCCAGGUUAAUUUCGGAUUAGGUUCUCUUUUGCGUUCAUAUAAAACCGAUAUGUACUGAUGUAUGUAAUGUGUCCUAUUUUCUCAGACAUAUUCGUUCGCUGUUGAUUCACCCCACUUAAUGUCGCCUAAUCUGUUUUGCCUGGGUUCGCCAUCGAACUGCCUUAAGCGGGAAUGUUUUGUGACACUGUAGUAUGGACCACUCCUUGGCACUGUUGCUACAGGUAGUCAGUUACUGGACUGCUGCCUGGGAUAUCUUCCAGGGAGUCUCACGUAGGCUACACGUUUAACUUUCAUGGGUGAUUGGUUUGAUACAACAAAUAAAAAUUUAUUAAAAGCCUAGUUCCAGAAUAUUUCGAAUUCAUAACUCGAUUAGUUAGUGCAACCCAACAAUCAAAACAAAAUUUGAAACUCUUGGUAAGUAUUCUCUUUCAGCCAAGAGUGCAAUAAAUAGUGAAACCGCUUGACUUAAUAGGUUAUCAUUUAAAAUAGCUUCAAGACAAUCUUCGUUUGAUUUGAGUUUUUUUGCAUUUGUUGACAGGAAUUACUUAGGUUCCAAAAUGUUCAAAUCAUCUGACAUGCACUUCAUAAGCUGUACACUUUCUUGUAAUGGACGAUUGGGGCGCGUGAAACUUUUCAUCUCCGUCUACUUUGGGGCAAACGCAAAGAGCGUACCCAUCCUGUCCUUGAAUCUAGCGGCGAAUGGGUCCUCCGAUACGGUGUUUGCUUCGGGUCUAUAUGGACAUGGCAGUUGGGUCCUAAGUAAGGUGAGGGUGGGGAUGGAUAGGCAAGGCAAAGACAGUCUUUCAUGCAGAGUCGAGCAUGCGCGGAGACGACUGGACGCCCAGCAACAUUUUAAGCUCCGAAUCUCUUGCGAACGGAGUUCAAGAUUCGCGAAGAACGAAGAAGACAUCUGUUGGUGGCGAGAGGCUCGUGGUAUGAACGUAUUCGGGUGACGGCGUAUUUAGCGACCGUCGUGUCGUCUCUGAGCUUGACGUGGAAGUGGAAUCCGUGAGAUGAAGUUACGCCCGAGGACACGGAAACACAGCUACAAUUUCGGUCUUCUCUUAUUUUUUUCUUCCCCACGUGUGAAUUCGGGGCUUUGCCAAUCGUGGUGGCAGGCCCGAUCUCCGAGGUUAUAGUGACUCUGUGCUCGUAUAUUGAGUCAUGCCAGGGGCCUGAAUGGAUCUCAUCCUCCAAGGACUCCACGGGGACGUGGUGCUGACAGUAAAAAGAGGAGGUCCUCAUUGGUAGUAAGUACACUCGCGCAGCCCUAAGCUGCCAGUGCACGUAGUCUUGGGUGUCAACCGAAGUAGUGAUGGGUCUGAGUGACGUCCCAAGGUGACGUACGUUGGGUCGGUCAUUUAGAACACCCAGAUAAACCCCCCCCCCCUCCUUCUUCCUCUCUGUACGGAUCACCUGGCAGUUUCUAGCCCGUCCUUGGCCGCAUUGUCCUGCCACCGACGCGUAACAUUGCGCAACGGCAUUGUCUUUGAGAGCGCGUGUACGUGUUGCCAACAUAUUACAGAAAAAGAAAACAGAUUUUUCUCGUUUGUGAACUGCUAACGUCCGUAAAACACACACAAAAAAAAUUGUGAGAUAGUUUUUUUCAGUAUUCGCCAGUGAUGUGUAACAUCUAACCUCGGAAACGAGAAAAUUCGUGUGUUAUCAUGCUGCAAAUACACUUAUAAUACAAAACUCUGACACAAAAUUUAACGUAGAAUUCUUUAAAAUAAUGCCGAGCGUUAGUUUUCAACUACGUUUAUUCGACUAUCAAAUGAUUCGAUUUUCAGGGCGAAAUUUUAAACUACACAAUAAUGCAACAACUCCGAUAAAAGCGAAAAAGUCGUGUAAAAGUACCAAACCCCAGCUUUGGACCUAAUGUUAGAUACAAAUUUGUUAAACAAUUAAUACUAUAAAGUUUCCUUUUGUAUUUGUGAACUUUGGUUCGCGCCUUCCGCCACAGUUGGCAGCAUCGUGGUUGUUACACAUUUCCGUUUCUUGACUUCCGUCGCAUUCACGCAUGCCAUAUACCGAGAGCUAAUCAAAUUUUAAAUUUAAAGAACCGGAAAAAUAAAAAUAACUAGCAGGAAUGAUUAUAAUAAUUACCAGUAUACUUCUUUAAGAAAUAUAAAAUAGUACAAAUGGCCACAUUAGUUUAGGCGUCUCGUUUGUGCGGCCAGGAUUACAGCUCGAAAAAAAAAAUGACUCAACAUAACACACAAAAAUAAUCAAUGUUCAGAGCCCUGUGAGGUUUACUGUUUCCAUGAUCCCAUAUCGGUCUAAUAUGACGCUAUAACUUAAGGAGUGUAGGAUAUUU